CAAAGGUCAACCUCGUUCACUUUUGCGGCAAGUUUGUUUUCAAACAAGAUUAAGACUCUUGGGGAGUUAAAUGCUGGAAUGAAUUCUUAGUGACGAUGGUAGAAAAUGGACCCAGUAAAUUCAACUUCUUGUGCGAUCCUUGAAGGAUGCUGUGUGUUCUGUGAUAGUUCUGAACAGUCAAUCCAGCGGUAUGGUAAAUUUCUUCAUCAUGAAGAAAGUGGGAUAUAUGCUCAUUACUACUGUAUGCUAUUUGCUUGUGGACUGAGUCAACGUGGUGAGAGCCAUGAAGGGAUCGAAGGAUUCUUGAUCAAGGAUAUCUUGGCAGAGAGGAAGCGAGCACAAAAACUGAAAUGCAAGUACUGCAAGAAGAAAGGAGCGUCAGUGGGUUGCUCAGUAAGGGCAUGUCAUCAGAUCUACCACUAUGGAUGCGGAGUAGAUGAGGAGGCAAUCUUCCUCUUCUAUGACAGCUUUGUGUCCUACUGUAACAAGCACCGCCCUGUCCAGAAGGUGUUGCCUUCCUCCUGUUCACCAAGCAAAGGAACUUGUCCUAUAUGUAUGGACAAUGUGGAGACCACACCAAGCAACAGUGUUCUCAAGACACCCUGCUGUAAAGGCUCGUGGCUGCAUCGAGACUGUGUCCAGAUGCAAGCUCUAAGUGCUGGUUACUUCUUUCGAUGUGCCAUCUGUAACAAUGAGAAUGAGUUUCAGGAUGAGAUGAAGAAAUUUGGGAUCUAUCUUCCAGAAAAGGAUGCUGAUUGGGAGUCUGGAGGUGGGGCUUACCAGGAGUUGUAUGAGAGGCACAACCGAUGUGAUGUAGAUCAAUGUAGAUGCCCCAGGGGCAGAAAGUAUCACACACAGUCAGGUCAAUGGGAGAUUGUACUAUGUGAUCUAUGUGGUUCAGCUGGAUGCCAUGUGUCUUGUGGUGGAUUAGUAACUUCUCUAGAUGACUGGGCAUGCAAGGACUGUACUUCAACCUUCACUAGAGGUUUUCUGGCGCAAAGUGCUGCCACUGAAGGAACGGGUACAGUGAAAUCAACUUGCUCCCCAGGAACUCAACAGACGAGAACUCCAGGUCAAGGUGGUACCCGAGUAAGAUCAGCCAUCAGGUCACAAGGCAAGCGUCCACGUCCACCUCCAACAACACCCAGACAUUUGAAGAAGACAAAACAGAGCAGUACCCCAGUCUGUCCACCUUUGUCGCCUGUGUCCAGUCAAAAGUCCUCACUUUCAAUCUCUCCAAAAUGUACACCCUGUCACACUAUGAAGUUUCCCAGGGUGUCACUGUCUCCAACGUAUGAAUGGGGAGAUUCACGGCCUGGUAGUUCCCAGCAACCAAUUGUUGGCAAUUACAGAGAAUUGCUACCAAAGUUAGAUUGCUACGUAGCCCUGGAACCCCCAUCCAAAAACAGGUAUUGUCCAAACCUCAGCAUGCCAUCUCUUUCUCCAGCUGCCAGCUCAUCCAGGAAGCGCAAGAGUAGUAAUAAGUUGAAAUGUAAGAAGGCCAGGAAAUUAGACCUCAAUUCAUGUAACCUCCCAACUGAGACUGAGAUGAAAGAGACAUCUUCAUCCAAAGGGAAAGGUGAUGUCCUUCAAUCUUCUCAUGAAAAUGUGUCUACACCUUCCGAGAUUGAUGCUUCUAGUGUAAAUGGCAAAGAAUCAGCUGUGAAGCUGAGCUGGGGUAGCAGAUUGCUCGGUUCAGUUGGAUCUUUCCUUUGGAGGAGGUCACCAUCAAAAGCAUCAGACAGCUCAGAAGUAAGUCAGGACAGAAGAGCCACUUGCAAUAAUAGUAAUGGCAUUCAGAAAUCAACCUCAUCACAAAAACAACAUACACAUGGUUCAAAGGUACCUUCGUCCAGUUUUGAGUCUCAGGAAUCUCUUCCAAAAUGCAACUCUCCUGUAGCACUUUCUGACGAGAUAAAGGCACAAAUAAUCCCAGUAACCUCUGAAAAUAUUCCAGUCAAAACAAAGAACAUGUUACAUGAUCUUACAUCAUGGAAGGAUGAUACCACGUGGAAAGAAGCAAAGCAAGAUCUUGCUCAUUUGUUUCAGGUCGAUGGCAGGGCUACAAGGAGUGCCUUGAAGAAUGUUGGGAAGACACCAUCUAAACCUACAGGAGAGGAAAGAAAAGGCAGUUGUAUCAACAGAGAUGAAAUCCCUCAGAAACCACAUCUUCCCGAAGAUAAACCCUGUGAUACCAAGAGCGCAUUAUCCAACAGCCAUCAUCAUGUCUAUUCUCAUCAAAAGUCCAACUCUCCUGUAGCACUCUCUGACGAGAUAAAGGCACAAAUAAUCCCAGUAACCUAUGAGAACAUGCCAUCCAAAAGAAAGAACCUGUUACAUGAUCUUACAUCAUGGAAGGAUGAUACCACUUGGAAAGAAGCGAAGCAAGAACUUGCACAUCUCUUUCAGGUCGAUGGCAGGGCUACAAGGAGUGCUUUGAAGAAAGAUGGGACAACACCAACAACAAAAAUGGUAAAUGAGAGAAAAGCACACUGUACUGAUAGUGUUAACAUCACUCAGAAACCACUUGUUUCCCUCCAAACAAUAUCUGAUGUACAGUGCUCAGUAUCUACCAACCUGGAGUCCCCUGCUGAUUCUCCUCUAGAUUCUGAUUCUCCUGUAUCCUUUUCAGAGGACAAAGAGACACGUGUCAUCUCAUUGCCCACUGAAAACCUGACACGCAAAGGGAAAUACCUGCUGAAUGAUCUGACAUCAUGGAAGGAUGAUACAACCUGGAAAGAAGCAAAGCAAGAUCUGGCUUAUUUGUAUCAGGUUGAUGGCAGGGCUACAAGGAGUGCCUUGAAGAAAGAUGGGACACAGUUAGCAGAUACUACAGCUCCUAGCUCUUCAACCAAAAAGAAGAGAAAGUUUGAACUUCUUCAUUCACCAUCUCUUCCUCUGCAUCAACCAGGGCAUACACUCAGCGAUCCGAUCAAUGGUCUAUGGGCCAGCCCAAAAGCAUCAAAUAAUGCAAUAAUUCGUGAGAAAGUUGUCAGGAAUAAAGUACCAUCAUCCAAUGAAUCUUCCACCAAAGGAUCUUGUCAGAUUCCCAAUGACAAGCAGAUAAAUGAAAGACAAGAACAGUCUUUACAUACAGAGGUAGAGAAGCCUGCAAAUAUCAACACAUUGUCAGCUGGCACAAAAAAACUUCAUGCACUUACUUCAUGGAAGGAUGAUAUGACAUGGAAAGAAGCGAAAGGAGAUCUUGCCAUCCUUUCCCAAGUUGAUGGGAGGACAACAAGAAGUGUCAUUCACAAAGAUGUAGAGACUAAAUCCAGCUCAGUAACAAACAAAACUUCCACAGGCUUUGAAAUGCUGAGUACUUCGCUUCUGACCUCAUUAAAGAAAAGUGAACAAGUAGACCAGACACAUGAUGAUGCAAUUGAAACGGGCUACGAUGACUUUGGAGAAGCAAUCAAGCGAAAAUCAAGGAAAAGUUUAUUGGAGGUCUUUUGCUUGGAUGAUUAUACAAAUUCCUCCAAGUUAGAUUCCUCAGAUUCCUCCAAUUUAGAUGACAGUGAGAGUAAAUCAAGUGUGCACGAUGUAGAGAGGCAUAUCCUGCUGCUCGAUCGAUCAUCACAAACAACAGCUACUAUAGAGGACGCUGAGGCUUACGUUGCAUCAAUGGGACUCCAUUACAAAGAACCAUGUAAUGUACCUCCUACAUUAAAACAAGACAGCAACUUCAGAAGUGGAUACACACAGACAUACAAUAUGAGAUAUGAAACUCACCUCACAGAGCCUACUUCAAGCAAGGUCCAAAGUGUUGCAAAUGAAGUGAAUUGUUUCAAUGGAGAACUUACAGAAAUGCCUGAAAUGAGUGAUGGUGAAAUCACACCACAGAAAGACAACUGCCUGUCAAAAAGAAGCAAAAAAGCACUUUCAUUUUCAGAGAAGAAACCUAAGGAAGCUAGAGUAACUAUAGCACAGGCAGUGAAUGUGAGACGUUCAUACAGCUGUAAGAAAGGUUCACAAAGAAGACAACAUUUACGCUCUUCACCCUCGUCACAUGCUGCUAUAUCUUCACUUCCUCUUGUAAAGAAACCAAGGCAGGCCUCUGAAUCCCCAGAGUUAUCAACUCAUCAAGAUAGAGAGAGAGAUCAUCACGGACACUUUGUGCCAUAUUUGAAGGAAAUCAACUCACUAAAGGUAAGCACACAUGCUGGAAAUAGUAAGCAGUCCUGUGUCUCUCAUUCCAAUCAAGCUGAAGUAGUGGAAUGCAGCAAGAGUCCUGUCAACCAAGUAAAAACAGAUGCAGUCAUACAACCCAAUGAGAGAACACAACAUCUACAGUCAUUCCAUGGAAAGAUGCCUCACAAGAAAGAAAGUGAUGACCUUGAUCAAGGGUUACAAACAGGAAAAGGGUACAUAGGGCAUCAUAUGGAACAACCAUCUGCAUUGCACAUUUCAGGUGAUAUAUUGCCAAGAAUGAUAUCGCAAAGGAAGAGUCAUUCUGGUUCUUGUUCCCACUCUGGAUGCGUGGUACACUCCCAAGAAGGUUCACCGAAAGGAGAAAUCAAAGAACCAUGUCACUCUCUUAUAUCAGCUGAUGAGCAGCAAGUAGACUCCACUCCACAGGUAUCAGCAAUGCCUUCAGCAAUACUUACAGAUACAAGUGAUCAACUGAUGAACAGAGAUGUAUCAGCUGGGUUCAAAAGUACAGAAGCAGUGUCUGAAACUGCAAACAUGUGCAGAAGUUUGCUGGAUGAGGUACUCACAAAUGCAUUUAAACAAUCCAAAUGUCGAGGUAAAAGAACACAUUGGGAAAUUUUAAAAUCAUGGCCAAAAGAUGGUUUGUGGAAGGAGGCAAUUGAUGAUGUUCAGAUGCUGUUAAAUGCUGAAGAAAGGAUCACCAGAAGCAGUAGAAAGGAACCAAAGCAUAUGCAUCCAUCAGAAAGUCCAUCAUUGGCUAAAGCAAAGACAGAACUUGGCUCUUCCACCAAUAUUGUUCAGCCAAUUCCUACACUCAACGUGCGGAAGAGGAAGUACUGCUGUUCACACAUGCGAAGCCCCUGGAAAUCUCCACUAAGGAGCAAAUCUAUCACCCACACAACAUCCACUGAAUCUGAAGGGCCUCAGGAGUUCUCAACACCGUUCAGGAAUAGGUCACAUCCUGCCACACAUGAGAAAUCAGAUGGUGAAGAAGCACAUGUAUCCCCAAGUAAUGAUUCCAAAUGGCUAAAGAGUACCUCAGAAGCAAAUGUUAAUAUUACUCCUUCAAGUAUGAGAAAGGUGUGGAAGCCAAGAGUUCAUUCAAGUGUUAAAACUGAUAAACAAGAUGGCAGAAUUGAUAUCUCAUGGUCCCGUUCAAAGAAAUCGGGUAUGCCCAAACUACAUUCUGCUGCAAUAAGAAAUGUAGAAGCAAACAAAGAAUUUCAGGAAUGCAGAGCAAAAAAGAUGGGAAGGCCUAGAAAGCACCUUACUCAUAUAGUUACUUUUGGUAUGCCCAAACUGCAUUCUAAUGCAAAAAGAAAUGUAGAAGCAAACAAGAAAUUUCAGGAAUACAGAGCAAAAAAGAUGGGAAGGCCUAGAAAGCAAGUUUCUCAUAGAGUUAAGCCGGAAAAGAGAGGUAGUACAUUCAAGCAAAUGGUUGAUACUUCUGUGACAAAGAAAAAGAUGGGAAGGCCUCGAAAGCAAGUUGUUGAUAUCUCUGAAUCAGAAGAGAGAGGGAGUACAUGCAAGCAAAUAGUUGAUACUUCUGUGACAAAGAAAAAGAUGGGAAGGCCUCGAAAGCAAGUUGUUGAUAUAGCUGAAUCAGAAGAGAGAGGGAAUACAUGCAAGCAAAUUGUUGAUAGUUCUGUGACAAAGAAAAAGAUGGGAAGGCCUCGAAAGCAAGUUGUUGAUAUAGCUGAAUCAGAAGAGAGAGGGAAUACAUGCAAGCAAAUUGUUGAUACUUCUGUGACAAAGAAAAAGAUGGGAAGGCCUCGAAAGCAAGUUGUUGAUAUCGCUGAAUCAGAAGAGAGAGGGAGUACAUGCAAGCAAAUAGUUGAUACUUCUGUGACAAAGAAAAAGAUGGGAAGGCCUCGAAAGCAAGUUGUUGAUAUCUCUGAAUCAGAAGAGAGAGGGAGUACAUGCAAGCAAAUAGUUGAUACUUCUGUGACAAAGAAAAAGAUGGGAAGGCCUCGAAAGCAAGUUGUUGAUAUCCCUGAAUCAGAGAAAAGAGGUAGUCCAAGCAAGCAACUGGUUGAUACUUCUGUGACAAAGAAAAAGAUGGGAAGGCCUCGAAAGCAAGUUGUUGAUAUCCCUGAAUCAGAGAAAAGCGGUAGUCCAAGCAAGCAACUGGUUGAUACUUCUGUGACAAAGAAAAAGAUGGGAAGGCCUCGAAAGCAAGUUGUUGAUAUCGCUGAAUUAGAACAGAAAGGCAGUCCAAGCAAGCAACUGGUUAAUACUUCUGAGACAAAGAAAAAGAUGGGAAGGCCUCGAAAGCAAGUUGUUGAUAUCCCUGAAUCAGAACAGAAAGGUAGUCCAAGCAAGCAAAUGGUUGAUACUUCUGAGAUGAAGAAAAAGGUAGGAAGGUCUAGGAAGUGCCCAGCUGAUUCUUAUGAGCAGGGAAAUGAUGAAAGCCCUCUAAAGCAACUACUUGAUAUUUCAGAGAAGAAAAAGAAGGAAAGGCCUUGGAAUCAUCCGAUCGAUACUCCUGAGCACAAGACAGACUGUGGUGAAACUACAAAAUCACCAAAGAAUGGAAAGCUCUCUGAUGUGCAGCAAUCGUGCCAAAGUGUUAUUGACAAUUCCAGAAGUAUUAAGAAAGCCAGGAGGAGGUUAGAAUCAAGUACAGCACCACCGCUAUCUGUUGUAAGAGCAGAAGAUGACUUGUCGAUCUGUUUCCUGGCCCGCCAAGAAGUCCAACAAGCUGGCAGAAGUGACACCUGCAAUUCACCUACCCAGACAGAUGCAACAGUUGAGGAAGUGGAGGCCUUUGUCACUUCAAAAGGGAAACUCUAUUUGGAACCUAUUUGGAUGCCAAGACCACUUUACAAAAAGGAAACAACUUGUGAUAUGAGAACUCAGACUUACAACCUGAAAUUAUCACAUUGUUUUGAAGAUACAUGCUCACCCAUUUUUUGUGAUAAACAGGAAGCAAAAGGACUAUCUACAACUCAGAAUAAAGUGAGAAGGAUACGUAAAGCAAACAGAUCACCUCCAACUCUUGAGAAAGUGAUUAAUUUUGACAUCCUUCCAGCAGCCUCAUCAAUGAUCACAAGUAACAUUCCUUGUGCAAUGAUAACUGACUGUUCAUCUCAAACAGAAAUCCAAGUGGAAGAAGUUGAAUCUCAUAUCCAGGCCAUGGGAGAAUGGUAUAGGGAACCUAGCAUCAUUGUGACAGGAUCGCAGGAAAGCAGAGCAGAGGGCAAGACCAGUGUCAGAACACAGACAUACAAUAUGAGCCUCCCUGAAAGAGAACUUCCAACAUUCAAGAGGAAAUGGUCCAAGAGGGUACAAACUCACUUGAAAUCAACACAGACGCUAGCCACAUUGGAGGAAGUCAAGGCGUACAUUGAAGCAAAUAGAAACGUCUAUACAGACCCAAACUAUUCUACCACACAAAGCUACUUCUUGGUUGGCUCAUCCCUAACUAGACACAUACCCACACAAACAUAUUCUUUUGGUCUGGACGAGGUAUCAUCUGAAGAGUGUUCUAAGAAUGAAGAGCAAACAAAGACUGAAGAUAUUACAAGCAAAGGGAAUCCUGAAGAGACAUCAGCUCAGGAUGCUACAAAAAAGGCUCAGGAUUCUUCAAGAGAAAUUCUUGCCAAACCAUUAAUGAGCAAGUUUGUGAAAGAGAAAGAGCAGUUCAGUACCAUUACCCAUCCACAAGAGAAUUCCAAGCAGAAUCCAGAGAAACCAUGUGGAGCAGAUGUUAAGGUCACUAGGAAUGGUGUCUCCAACAAAAUAAAGACAGAUUCUAUCACUUCUGGACUCCAACCUAAGAAGCCAAACUGGUUCCGCUUGAAGCCCAAGAAGUGAUAUUAAACAGGAGAGACAUAUGUAUGUUUUCCUGAAUUAUCAGUUUGAGGAUUGUUUCUCAAUGCCAGCCUGCUAAGCUCAGCGGGAUGUACAAACAAGGUGGAUUUAUUUAUUUUUCUUAUUUGGACUAUCUUGUACGAAAAUAUAUAUCUUUCAUUAAUCGCCACUGUCGUAAUGGCUGCACGUAUUUAUUGAAACAUUGUUGAAGUGUGAAAGACCACCACCGUACUGUUGUGUUACUUGUGUAUCAUGGAUAGUGAACUGGUUUCAUUUUUUCUGUGACUGCUGUAUAGCUUAGUUGACAGUUAAGGAACAAAAUUCACAGUAAGGCCUCAUUCAGUUUUGACGUAAAAUCAUGGUAUUUUUUAAAACAAAUUAUGACGUUAAGUGUAAUACCAUACCUCCAACCCUUACGAAUAAUCCAGAAUAUUCUGAUUUUUCAAAAUGUUGUGUUUUUUUUGGUUUUUUUUUGGUGCUUAAGCCAAAUUAAGCUUGUUUUAUCAUAUGCCACGAUUUAUGAGUGUUUGAUUGCAUCUGUUAAAUGGCUUCAUGAUCGAGCAGCAAAUUUUUAUUCGCUUUUUGGUACAGAUUUACCGCGUGUUGCCAGUUACACUGCCACUGCAAGUGCGAUUUCUUUAUUUUCGAAGGCAUACCGUGCUAAAAAUUCCUAAUUCUUAUUUUUCGUAUUACAUGUACGUGUCACAUUUCUGUAUCUUAAAACACAGAGCUCUGUAAAUACGCGCACGACCUUUGUUGCACGCAGUUGCCAUUUAUUUACACGUUUUUAAAAAUGUGUUGUUUUGUUUGCGGCAGUUACCAUGUCAUAUCUGAAUGUUAUAUUAAUAUUCCAUGCUUUGAAAGAUGAGCAAAUAAAAUUGCUUCUAUACAUGAGAAAA
Messenger RNA from Strongylocentrotus purpuratus (purple sea urchin), 8864 nucleotides. RefSeq lists its product as uncharacterized. The record is from RefSeq and is a predicted model, not a curated record. NCBI's taxonomy places the organism in Eukaryota, Metazoa, Echinodermata, Echinoidea, Camarodonta, Strongylocentrotidae. Gene Ontology annotation, molecular function: DNA binding. Gene Ontology annotation, cellular component: nucleus. The transcript has 10 exons. Bases 106 to 7968 code for a protein of 2620 amino acids.